Messenger RNA from Schistocerca piceifrons (Central American locust), 798 nucleotides. RefSeq lists its product as uncharacterized. Bases 1 to 798 code for a protein of 265 amino acids. NCBI's taxonomy places the organism in Eukaryota, Metazoa, Arthropoda, Insecta, Orthoptera, Acrididae. The transcript is spliced from 2 exons. The record is from RefSeq and is a predicted model, not a curated record.
AUGCGCAGUGUCGAAAAUCCAGCAGUGUCGAAAAUCCAGCAGUGUCGAAAAUCCAGCAGUGUCGAAAAUCCAGCAGUGUCGAAAAUCCAGCAGUGUCGAAAAUCCAGCAGUGUCGAAAAUCCAGCAGUGUCGAAAAUCCAGCAGUGUCGAAAAUCCAGCAGUGUCGAAAAUCCAGCAGUGUCGAAAAUCCAGCAGUGUCGAAAAUCCAGCAGUGUCGAAAAUCCAGCAGUGUCGAAAAUCCAGCAGUGUCGAAAAUCCAGCAGUGUCGAAAAUCCAGCAGUGUCGAAAAUCCAGCAGUGUCGAAAAUCCAGCAGUGUCGAAAAUCCAGCAGUGUCGAAAAUCCAGCAGUGUCGAAAAUCCAGCAGUGUCGAAAAUCCAGCAGUGUCGAAAAUCCAGCAGUGUCGAAAAUCCAGCAGUGUCGAAAAUCCAGCAGUGUCGAAAAUCCAGCAGUGUCGAAAAUCCAGCAGUGUCGAAAAUCCAGCAGUGUCGAAAAUCCAGCAGUGUCGAAAAUCCAGCAGUGUCGAAAAUCCAGCAGUGUCGAAAAUCCAGCAGUGUCGAAAAUCCAGCAGUGUCGAAAAUCCAGCAGUGUCGAAAAUCCAGCAGUGUCGAAAAUCCAGCAGUGUCGAAAAUCCAGCAGUGUCGAAAAUCCAGCAGUGUCGAAAAUCCAGCAGUGUCGAAAAUCCAGCAGUGUCGAAAAUCCAGCAGUGUCGAAAAUCCAGCAGUGUCGAAAAUCCAGCAGUGUCGAAAAUCCAGCAGUGUCGAAAAUCCAGCAGUGUCGAAAAUCCAGCAGUGCUCUGA